GUCUCAAGCAAUUGCUACGGGUCUGAGCAAACAAAUCACAUAAUAUCUUCCGAUCGUACCCCUCUCGAUUUGCCGUCACACAGACACGAUGGAGGACUUCAACAGUGAAACUGACAGCGACUACACCAGCUACUGGAGAGAUUGGUUUAUCUCCUCUCGUGGCAAUGAAUACUUUUGCGAAAUCGACGAGGAUUACCUCACGGAUCGCUUUAACUUGACCGGCCUGAACACCGAAGUCGCAUACUACCAGUACGCCUUGGACCUAGUGACGGAUGUCUUCGAUCUCGACGCAGACGACGAUCUUCGCGAGCAGAUUGAGAAGUCAGCACGCCACCUUUACGGCCUGGUCCAUGCGAGAUACAUUGUCACCACUCGCGGGCUUGCAAAGAUGGUCGAUAAACUAAAGCGCGGCGAUUUCGGCAAAUGUCCCCGAGUCAUGUGCGAGGGCCACCCCCUCUUGCCGAUGGGCCAGCACGACACGCCCAAUAUCAGCACGGUCCGUCUUUACUGCGCCAAGUGCGAGGACGUCUAUCACCCGAAGUCGUCUCGCCACGCCUCCAUCGACGGAGCCUACUUCGGCACCUCUUUCCACAGCAUGCUUUUCCAGGUGUAUCCUGCGCUGAUGCCGGAGAAGAGCAUUCGUCGCUAUGAGCCGCGCGUGUUCGGAUUCAAGGUGCACGCCAGCGCUGCCUUGGCUCGCUGGCAGGAUCAGUAUCGCGAAGACAUGAAGACGACUCUUCGCGAUGUUGGAGUAGAGGUCAAAUACAUAGAAGACGACAGCGAAGAUGAUCUGGAAGACGACGAUGAUGAGGCGAUCUCGGACACCAAAGAAGAGGAGAAGGUUAUCGGUGACGCUGCUUCGGGCCGCAUGGAUCUCGGCAAUUAAAGCAUAGCAGCGCCUCUUCUCUCUCUUCGUCUCUUCAUCC
Aspergillus brunneoviolaceus CBS 621.78 is the source of this 926-nucleotide messenger RNA. RefSeq names its product casein kinase II subunit beta family protein. The record is from RefSeq and is a predicted model, not a curated record. Gene Ontology annotation, cellular component: protein kinase CK2 complex; cytoplasm. Lineage: Eukaryota; Fungi; Ascomycota; Eurotiomycetes; Eurotiales; Aspergillaceae. The transcript is spliced from 3 exons. Gene Ontology annotation, molecular function: protein kinase regulator activity. Bases 89 to 886 code for a protein of 265 amino acids.